AAAAUUACGAUUAAUUCACGACAUCCACGCUAACAAGUGAAAUUUUGCGUUUUUCUGAAAUAUUACAACAAAAAUAUUAUUUAAAAUUGUCUCUAAAAUCAAGGAAUCAACUUUGGAUACGAUUUCGAAAGGUCAAAUUUAUUUACCCCUUUUCUACAGGAAAAACCAAAAGAAACGUCAAAAAUUCUAAACUUGGCAGACACAUCGACACUGGAUUUUAUAUUGUAAAAAAAAAUUCACGUCAUAAAGACACGCACACGUUUGCCUAAGAGGAAGAAAACUUAAAAAUUGAAGAAUAAUCGCAAUAGAUAGCGAAUUUUCAAUUAAGUGGCUAAAUAUUUGUUGAAUUUUGAUACAGUUGUGACAAUCACGAUGAGCGUUGAGAAAAAUUUAAGCGGCAAGUCCAUGGCCAACAUGCAAGGUGAUGUUGCUCAAGGUGACGAUCAACAGAAUACGGGAGAAUCAAAUACGGACGUCACAAUUGAUGACAAUGCUUGUGUGGUGUGCUUCAAAAAUGUCGAUCUUUUUUCCGUGGGUGAAUGCGAUCAUCCGGUUUGUUAUGAAUGUUCAACACGCAUGCGAGUAUUAUGCCAACAAAACGAAUGUCCCAUAUGUCGUCAAGUGUUAUCCAAGGUAAUAUUCACCUACAAUAAGUUGUCCUAUCGCGAACUUGAAGCCAGAAAUCGUUCGGAGUAUUAUAGUAAAAAGUAUAAAAUUGGUUUCUACACCAGUGAAAUACAACAAAAAUUUUUUGAGUUACUUGACCAUCCAUGUCCAAAAUGUCAUUGUCCACCAUAUCGUACUUUUCAGGGUCUACGUAACCAUGUACGUAAAGAGCAUGAUCUUUACUUUUGUGAUCUUUGUGUGGAAAAUUUGAAAAUAUUUACUUUCGAAAGACGUUGUUAUACCCAAGCUGAAUUGGGCUUGCAUCGCACAAAAGGUGAUCCUGACAAUCGUUCACAUCGCGGUCAUCCUUUGUGUGAAUAUUGUAACAAACGUUAUUUGGAUCGUGAUGAGCUCUUUAGACAUUUACGGCGUGAACAUUAUUAUUGUCAUUUUUGUGAUGCCGACGGUUGUAACGAAUUCUAUCGUGAUUACAAUGCUUUAGCGGAUCAUUUCCGUCAAGAUCACUACCUGUGUGAGGAAGGUCGAUGUGCUACAGAGGAAUUUACGGGAGCCUUUCGCACAGAAAUUGAUUACAAAGCUCAUGUGGCCAAUAUCCACGGCAAAGGUAUGAAUAAGCAGCAAGCGAAGCAAACACGUACUCUGCAGUUGGAAAUAACUCUGGGACCCCGUGGUCGUUCGGGACAAACCGAACAGGGUGUCGCAAAUAUGAGAUCAAGAGGAAACAACGAUGUUGAACCAGAAAUGGAAGAACCUUCGUAUUAUCAAGCCCAUAGCACUAAUCAACAGCGAAACAAUAUAGAUCCUUGCAGUGAACAAGAAUUUCCCUCAUUGGCAGGUACAGCCACAGGGCCUAGUGUAUCAUUAACUCGCCCUCCACCCCCGGCUAUAUUAAAUCGCAGUCGUAUGUCCGGUUUAGCCCGUACAAAAGAAAACUUUCCGGCUUUAGGUGGUGCAGUCAAUAAUAUAGGUGGUAACAACAGUAGUGGAGGUGUUGGACCAAUGGGUUCUAACCGAGCACCACCACAUAGUUCAAAUGUGCUAAGAAAACAACAUGCCAACGCUACUGGUGCAAUACCACGCAGCAACGUAUCGAACAAUAUGCCUUCAACAAGUACAAACGGCAUGGUUAUACAUGUCUCAAAUCGACCAUCAUCCUCUAAUAAUGCCAACUCAUCUAAUAGAAAAUCGAGUGGUAUGGACUUUCCCGCAUUGCCUAUGGGCAAAUCUAAAAAGUCCCAAGCAAAACAAGCAUUGUUGGAAGAGGAUAUGCCCACUUCAGGUGUACAAUUGCCCAUGUCUUCUGUUCCUUCGAAACAUCGCUCUUUGGUCGACGACUAUGUGUCAGUUGCAAAUCCUGCCAAUUUCCAAAAAAUCCAAAUGGUACAAAAGGAGGAAAUGGAAACGAAGGCCCGCAAAGAAGCCGAAGCUAGAAAUGCACCAAAACUGACCACUCAAGACUUUCCUUCUCUGGGACUUGGAUCUUCGGCUAAAUCCACACCAACCAAUACCUGGAUCAAAUCGACCAUGAGUGAGAAAAAACAAAAAGAUUUGGAAAAUCGUAAAAAUAAAAUUGCUCCUGCUCCUCUGUUAACCAAAAAUAAUGUUGGCUCUACUAAGCAGCCCAACAUCACGAAUGGCAACAAUCAAAACAACAAUCUUUCAAAUAAUAAAAAAGAUAAAAAACCCAAGGAGAAAAAGGCCAAUGAAAAUAAAACAUCGAACAAUAAUUCAACGAAUGGCAAAAAUGGACAAUCACCUUUACGUCCUCCGCCUGGAUUUCAAAAUAGCAACUCGUCGAUGAAGCCACCACCAGGAUUUCAAACAACAAAUGUAACUGUUAAUUCAGUGGCCAAGUCGCCUAAUAAUUUAACAUUUACAAGUUCAUUGGGUGAAAGUUAUAGCAUUUUACCAGCUUAUUCAUAUAUCGCAGCACCCGAUGCUUUGGCACGUAAUCAGAAAUUAGUUGGCUUUUUUAGAGACGCCUUAAAAACUCCCGAAGGUUUAGAAGAAUUUCGUCAUAUAUCGCAAAAGUUUAGGGAGGGAGUCUAUAAAACAGACGCCUAUUAUGAACACUGUCAAGCUGCCUUAAAGGAUAAAUUUGAUAAAGUUUUUCCCGAACUUUUGGUACUAUUACCAGACAUAAGCAAACAACAGGCUCUAUAUUUGGUACAUCAGCAACGUUUAAAUAAUUUAUCACCACAACAACGUAAGUCACUGCCGAAAUUAGAAGUUUGCUCAACUUGCAAACAGGUUUUAAUGCAAAAUGAUUUAGAGGGUCACCGGAAAAUGCAUACUUUAACACAAAACUUUCCCAAAUUGAAUGGUGGACAAAAGUCUACUACCACUACCUAAGAAAAUUACUUUUGUUAUUGCCAAGUUAAAGUGUUAAAUUUACAAUGCGUGUGUGUAUAAUGAAUUGUUAUUUGUAGAACAUUGUUUACAAAAUUUGUUUUCUAAAGAGCUUAUUAAAAAAAAACAAAAUAAUUUCAGUCACAAUCUAUUUAAAAGUGUUUCAAAGUAUAUACAAUUUUUGUAGAGUUUAAAAUUUUUAUAUAAAUUUCAAUAAUUUUAUUCUUAUUAGAUUUUCCCAUAAAAGCUGAGAUUUUUAAAUAGCUUAGCUAUAGAUUUGAUUUUAAUGUGUAAAAAUAGUUUAAGCGUUUAAAAUGCAAUUUGAAUUUAAUUAAUAACCCUCAAGUUUAAUUAAUGUGUGUGUUUAUUGUUUUCAAAAGUUUUUAACUUUUAAUGAAUUAUCAUAAAAACUAAUUAAAUAAUAUAUUUUAUUUUUUUUUUUGUAUAUAAAAAACUAUUUUUAUAUUUAAAUAUUUGACUUCAUUAUUUCAAAUGUAAUUUUUGUAUUUUCAAAUCGCUUAAAUACAAUAACGGUAACAAAAUCGUAUAGCAAUUAAUGGUGAUGAACAAUUUGUUUAGAACAAAAUAAAACUAAUUAAUAAUAAAAGAAAUUCAAUUUAUAACACAAAUAAUAUAUAAAAUACAUAUUUAAUUGUAAUGUUUAAAACAUGCAUGUUUUUUAUAACAAAAUUAUGUAAAAAUCGAAAUGUUCAGUAUAAAUAAACAAUAAAAAUGAAUCGAAAAACAGA
Messenger RNA from Calliphora vicina (urban bluebottle blowfly), 3725 nucleotides. Its product is annotated as E3 ubiquitin-protein ligase ZNF598. Bases 373 to 2979 code for a protein of 868 amino acids. NCBI's taxonomy places the organism in Eukaryota, Metazoa, Arthropoda, Insecta, Diptera, Calliphoridae. The transcript is spliced from 6 exons. Gene Ontology annotation, molecular function: ribosome binding; ubiquitin protein ligase activity. Gene Ontology annotation, biological process: rescue of stalled cytosolic ribosome; protein ubiquitination. The record is from RefSeq and is a predicted model, not a curated record.